UUUCGGUUCUUUCGAUUCUCGCUUUUUUUUCUUUGAUCGAACGUCUCGUGUCUGUCAUCGACGUAAGAAACUGACGUUAAAAUUUCCAGUCUUCCGUGGAUUAUUGGUUUUUCUUAUUCUUUUUACGGAACAGUACAAAAUCAAUCGUGAUGCCGAUACAGAGAGUGAAAGCCCGUCAGAUUUUCGAUUCUCGAGGCGAACCAACUCUCGAAGUCGAUCUCAUAACCGACAUUGGAUUGCUAAGGUCCUCGAUCCCAUCGGUACAAACGCCCAAUCCUAAUGAGGCUGUCGAAAUGAGAGACGGCAACGAGGCAGUUUUCAAUGGGAAGUCUGUAUUCAAAGCUGUCGAAAUAGUCAACAACGUGAUCGGACCUGCUCUGAUUAAGAGCCGCUUGGACGUCUGUCAGCAACAAGAAAUUGAUGCACUCAUGACUAGACUCGAUGGGACUGAGAACAAAGCUAAAUUGGGCGCUAAUUCCAUCUUGGCGAUUUCAAUCGCCUGCUGUAAAGCGGGAGCCGUAAAAAAAGGGCUUCCGCUUUACAAAUACAUCGCCGAAUUGGCCAACAAUAGCGAAUUCUCGAUUCCAGUACCGGCAUUCAAUGUCAUCAGCGGUGGAAGAGCUGCUGGAAAUAUGUUGCCUUGCCAAGAAUUUAUGAUUUUGCCAACCGGUGCUGAAAGUUUCGCGGACGCAAUGAAAAUGGGAACGGAAGUGUACAGAGCACUUGAAAAAUUGAUAGCCGAAAGCCAAGAAGCAAAAACCCCGCUCCCAGUGGGCGACGAAGGCGCUUUCAGUCCCGAAUUCGAAGAAGACCGCGAAGCUCUGAGUAUGAUUAACGACGCCAUUAAAAAUGCCGGAUAUGACGGACGAGUGAAAAUCGCGAUCGACAUGGCAGCGAGCGCGUUUUGCAAAGACGGAUUGUACGACCUCGCCUUCAAGAGUGACGAUUCGGACCCGGACGAUUUUCUCGAAGCGGAAGCUCUACGGGAUCAGUAUUUAGAAUUGUUGGCAGAAUUCCCGACAAUCGUGUCGAUCGAGGAUCCUUUUGACCAAGAAGACUGGGAAGGUUGGCCAAUGCUGGCCGAUCAGCCGAUCCAAAUCGUGACGGACGAUUUGACAGCGAUGAACGCAGAGAGAAUAGACGAAGCGACGGAGAAACGUUUAGCCAAUUGUUUGCUUUUGAGAAUGUCUCAAAUCGGAACUAUUACGGAAACGAUAAAUUGCCACAAAAUGGCACGGAUCAAUGGAUGGGGGAGCGUCGUCAGUGCUGGUUACGGCGAAACCGAAGAUAAUUUCGUUGCCGAUCUCGCGGUUGGUCUCGCGACUGGACAGAUAAAAGCUGGCGCACCUUGCAGAACCGAUCGAAUAGCCAAGUACAAUCAAAUAUUAAGGAUCGAGGAGGAACUUGGUAAAGAUGCCAAGUACGCUGGCAACAAUUUUCGAAAUCCCUUCGCCAAAUGAACAAUCAAUCGAGAAAAUGUUGUUCCAUCCAAGCUCGUCGUGUUCAUUUGGAGUUUCAACUCACCAUCUCCAGUGCAAUAAAAACCAUGAAAUCUGUCGAAAUAA
Venturia canescens is the source of this 1565-nucleotide messenger RNA. RefSeq names its product enolase-like. Lineage: Eukaryota; Metazoa; Arthropoda; Insecta; Hymenoptera; Ichneumonidae. Bases 150 to 1460 code for a protein of 436 amino acids. Gene Ontology annotation, molecular function: magnesium ion binding; phosphopyruvate hydratase activity. Gene Ontology annotation, biological process: glycolytic process. The record is from RefSeq and is a predicted model, not a curated record. Gene Ontology annotation, cellular component: phosphopyruvate hydratase complex. The transcript is spliced from 4 exons.